ACCACGAGGACCCCCUCACCGUCCGCCACGUACCCCUUCCUCAGUUCUCACUUCUCAUCCACCCCCUUAUAUCACCGCCACCACCCUCCCACUGACCUCUCAUCUUCACUCUCUGUAAUACCCUUUCCCAACACUUCUUGAUUCAUCAUCAAAACAAAUCAGAGCCGUUCAACAUGUCCAUCAACGACCAAAACACGCCCAUGACUCAGAAGCUUUACGAGUCAGCUCCUUCGUCUCGUCAAGUGGCAAAGUUCAUGACCGCAUCCACAUUGGGUGCGACGCUGCUAUUCUUGGCCGGGUUAACCUUGACCGGCACGGUGCUUGCCUUGAUCAUGGCAACGCCGUUGAUCGUUAUCUUCAGCCCUGUUCUAGUCCCGGCGGGGAUAACCAUACUCUUGAUGGUAACCGGCUUCUUGUUUUCCGGUGGGUGUGUGGUGGCGGCGAUAACGGCGUUGUCGUGGAUGUACAAUUACGUGCAGGGGAAACAUCCGCUAGGAGCUGAUCAACUUGAUUAUGCAAGGAAUAAGCUCCUAGUACGGCUAGAGAUAUGACUGAGAAGGCUAAGGAAUAUGGACAAUAUGUGCAGCAUAAAGCUCAAGAGGUUACACAAGGCCAAGGAUCUUAAGAGUUGAAAGAGAAA
Messenger RNA from Hibiscus syriacus, 640 nucleotides. Its product is annotated as oleosin 1-like. Lineage: Eukaryota; Viridiplantae; Streptophyta; Magnoliopsida; Malvales; Malvaceae. The record is from RefSeq and is a predicted model, not a curated record. Gene Ontology annotation, cellular component: membrane; monolayer-surrounded lipid storage body. The coding region runs from base 174 to 551 and encodes 125 amino acids. The transcript has a single exon. Gene Ontology annotation, biological process: lipid storage.